Messenger RNA from Paramuricea clavata, 8277 nucleotides. The record is from the annotation of a GenBank genome assembly. Lineage: Eukaryota; Metazoa; Cnidaria; Anthozoa; Malacalcyonacea; Plexauridae.
AUAUAAUUCAACAUGGCUACUUGUCAAGCAAAAUAAAUCAAAUAUAAACUCUUUGCAAAACCUGGUUAAAAUAACUUGAAUAUUGUAUUUGCACAGAUACAAAUCUCCCUGUUGUCUCUCUAUAUUGUUUUAUGGCGUCGAAUAAAGGUAUGUGAAAAAGUCGAUCGUAAAAUUUAGUUUAUUCAUGCAGUACUUUCGUGAAGUUUAUAAACAAGAAAUUAUAUUUCGGCCUAUUAACUCAUAAAUAAUGUACUGCGAUGUAUCUUUAUUUAUAUAGGAUUAAACUCAGUUCUAAACUGUUCUCCCUAGAGGUUUAGUAAAAGUCAUCUUUCGUUUAUCCAGGAUUACUACAGGAAGAGUGUUCAAGAGCCUAUAAAACUAUUAAAUCCCUUACUGUCCCAUUGUUGAUUAAUCAAUACUACAGGAUGAAGCCUAAAUAACAUUAAAGGCUGGUUUUCAUUAGUCGGCGACACUUGCCAAUGUUGAUUACUGUUUAACGCCGUCUAUCGUAAUUCAUCUGCAACUGUUGCAAGAAAUAAUGGAAACAAGUUAGCAAUAAUGUACAAAUCAUGCGGUCAUUUCUAGGAGACGCGGGCGGGGGACGGGGAACUAAAGUCUAAUUUGGAGUGGCCUAAGUUUUAGUUUGCAGAAAACACCACAUAUAUUUAUUAUUGCAAAUUAGCUUUAGAUCUGUAAUCGAGAUUCAAAAGCUUUCCAAUAAUAAAUCUACACUAUGUGGUGUUCUCCACAAGCCACUUAAAACUUAUGUACGAGUCAAAUCCAACCGCGAUCAGGGCCCCCCCCCCGGUCAACCCCCGGGGAAUUUGACUUUCGAUAAAAUAAUUGGUCAAAUGCCCGCCCGAACAGCAGAAACCACAGUCAAAUGCCCUGCUAUUGGGGUAGUCCUGGUUCUGGAAUUUUGGCCAAAAUUAAAUUGAACAAGUAUUUCAGGAUUAAAAAGAAUGAAAAAUAGGCCAGACAGUUCUUCUUUUUGUUCAACUGGGCAUAUUGUAUCAUAUAUCUGAUUGAUAUUUGUGAUUCAGAAGCAAUUUUUAAACUAUUGAAAAGACGCAAAAUAGAAAACUUGUGAAGCGCUAGAAUGUACACAUAUUUUUAGGGAAAACUGCUGAGCAAGUUGUUGUCAAGUGGUCAAAUGCCUGGCCGGGCCGUCAAAUUCCCGACCGGGCCGUCAAAUUCCUGUCUAUACGGGGAUAAUGUUAAGUCAAAUGCCCUGGGGUUGCCGGGGGGGGCUGAUCGCGGUUGGAUUUGACUCGUACAUUACAGUAUAUCAUACUAUUGCCAUGCAAAACUACAAUAUUUAAUUAAACUGGAUUUAUUUAAUUUAAUAAAACUGGCCGCUAGCUGCAUGGGUAGCUUUAUUAAACGGCAAUAAUAUUAUAAGUUUAGAUUUACGUAGUUAUAACAUAUAAUUAGUAAUAUAAAACUUGUGCUAUGCAUGGAUAAGCAUACUUCGGCCUAAUUGCCACAAUUUAUAAUUAGUUAAACAAAUUUUUAUGUUACACAAACAAGCAUGUGUUUUUAUUUCAAUACAUAUAGAAGAUAACUCACCAGAAAAUUUAAGACAGGAUUUGAAGCAAUUAAGUUUUGAUGGUGGCAUAAGCAGACGAAAAGUUGAAGACAAGAACAAGCCUCCAGUAUCCCAUUCUGUAAAUAUGUGAGUAGUUUAUCAGUAGUGAUUGCCCGAUUGUGCAACAAUCAGAAAUUACCGAUCACCGAUUAUUCAUACACAAUCCACCCGAUACCGAUGCCAAUUUUAUAAUGAUGUCAUAAUACCAGUUGACUGAAUAUUUUGAAAUCAAUUGCUUCAAUAUAAUAAGGCCUAAAAAAAUACCUGUGAUUCCGGUUUCACGACCGACCCUAUUUUUUCUGCUGACCCUAUUAUUUUUUCAACAUAAUUGACCGUGCGACCCUAUUUUCUCCGGGUGGUUGCGGGCUGCUCAUACACUGUACCAAAAUGGCCUCUGUUGUCACACUAAUUAUUGAACCAAAUUGCCUAAAUUCGUCCGUAGGAAAUGCACAUCUCCAGUGAACAUUGAUGUUGGGACUGUACUGAAAAUUGCUCGGCAAAAAACCCUGUCAAAACCAUGAAAAAAAUAUUUAAAAAAAAUUUAUUUCUGACCUACCUACCCUAAUUUUUUCACGAUAUGAAAUUGGAACCACAAGUAUUUUUUUAGGCCUAUUAAGUAGUAUUCACAACUCAAAUAUGGAAUACCAGAGUUUUCUUCAAGUCAGGUACGACUAGAAAUCUUGAAUGAUCGCACCCUGAGGGGGGUGCACCCCACCUGUAAAUCCGGCCCAUCUCAUCACUAUUUUGACAUGUGAAAUGUAAAGUUAUCCAAUCACAACAUUGGUUGCGAAACUUGGAAACGACUUUCUACAGUGAGGUGGGGUAACGCUUGAAUACAAAUGGUAAUAAAAAGUGUAUAUUAAAUACUUGGAUUUUUAGGUCAGAACUAAUGUUUUGUUGCUAUUGAAUGUAAUAUUUUUUUUCUUUCAAGACAAAGAAUAAAAGAUCACAAAGCUGUUGGUAAAUUGAGAUUUGGACCAAAUGAGGUUAAUAAUGAACAUUCAUUUGAUUGAUUGUUGUGUAUACAUUAACCCAUUGAGUGGCAACACUCUUCUCCUGAUGAGUGAAUUCAUCUGGCAUUAGACAGAGUAAAGUAAUAAAGUGGGGUGCACCUGGGCACAUUGCCACUUAAAGGGUUAACUUUAAAGUUGAAGGAAUUAGAGAGGUGUUAGUAAUUUAACCCAUUAAGCUGCCCUGAUGCAACCUACUAAUAUUUUAUUAUUUUACUCUAUCUAAGGACAGACCAUUUUACUCUUAAGUGAAGAGUGCUGCUGCUCAAUAUAUAGGUUAACCAAACAAUCUGAAAAUGUGUCUUGUUACAAUAACUCAUUUAGCUGCAUUGCACCCUGAUGGUCCCAGUACUUUAUUAUGUUACACUGUCUAACACCAGACGAUUUACUCGUCCACGAGAGAGCACUGCCGCCCAGUGGGUUAAAUAGGUGUCUGUAUAAGAGAGGUGUCUGUACAGAGGGAUUGGACUGUAUUUCAUUUUUUUUUGUUAGAUGCUAACAGUUAAUUGUAUAUUUGGUUGAUGCAGAUUGGUGAAUGUUUAUUUUCAGGAAAUCUAUGAGUACACAUCAGAAGAUCUGGUUGACUUGGGUGAAAUUGGGAGGGGAAACUUUGGUUCCGUGAACAAAAUGCUUCACAGACAAAGUCAGACAAAAAUGGCCGUAAAGGUAUUAAUACUGGGCAUAUAGUCAAUCGAAUAAGAAGGUUAGGAAACUCGAUGCUGACAUAAUAAACCUCAUUAUCUAUGUUUUUGUCUUGUUUUAUGCAAGGAAUGGUCGGUUCAUCGUCACAUGUGUAUUGUUUUUUCGCUCAACCAACCAGUAGCAGUGUGUUGCUUUAAUUACCCAGUCGUGAUAUUACACAAUGGUUAAAUAAAACCAUAGCUAUUGGUUGCUCUAGCAAAAAUACAAUCACAUGUGACCAAGACAAAAACAUAUAGAUGAUGAGGUCUAUUAUGUCUGCUUCGAGUUUCCGAACCGUCUUAUUUUAUUGACCAUGAACUGGGUUAAACCCUUUUUCUUUGGCAGGAUGGCUUAAAUACUGGGGUUUGAGGCAGGGCCUAUUAGAGAAUGGGGCAAGCUACCCUGACAGGCCAGUGGUGACAGUCUUUGAAAUCACAAACACGAGGCUUUAUUGACUGCCAUUCUUGAUUUCAAGCAAGAACACUUGAUGCCUUCACCUGCCAUCUGUAAUGUCUCGAUUGACUCCUGGUUGAUGUAUAUGUUGUCAAAAACGUUUUAUGUUUUUAAUGAAAUUUUAGAGAAUACAUUCAACUGUUGAUGAAAAAGAACAGAAACAACUUUUAAUGGAUUUAGAAGUUGUCAUGAAAAGCAGUGAAUGUCGGUACAUUGUGAAGUUUUAUGGAGCUUUAUUUACUGAGGUGCGUCAUUAAUACAAAUUUCUCAAACUAAAAAUGCGUCCGGAACACGUUCUUGACUGUGUUGUUCCUAACCUUUCCAACGUGCAAAUAUAGAUCGCUUUUUGAUAAUUACGUCAUUUGGCCGCGAGGAGCCUCUCUCUCAUGAACCCUGAGCCAAUCACCUUGCGUAAUUUACUAAUGAGAACGAGGCUCCAAGACCAAAAAGUAUAUGUGAUGUAAUUAUCGAAAGGGUGUAUUGAUCGUUAUACAGGGUGUAUAAAAAAAAACGCAACCUCGGAAUUUCCCAAGAAAUCGACAUUGUUUUAAAGACAAAAGAUUUUAGGCGCCUGGGAAUUUAAAAUAGCACAACUGUCAAAAUUACUGCACACGCGAGUGCAUAAAGCAAAAUUUAUGCAUUUAUUUAAUGCACAACAACAGUAAUAUGAUCUAUUAGCAAUUGGAUUUCAAUUCCCAGGGGCCUAAAAUCUUUUAUGCUUAAGAAUUGCAAAGUGAUUUCUUAGGAAAUUCGGAGGUUGCGUUAUAGAAAAUUCACAUAUCAUAUCACAUAUGAAAUUUAGAAUUUUCACUUCUAUAAAAUUUAAGUUUUACACAUUUUUUCACAAAUGAAAAGUAAUUUCACACAUGAAAUUAUUCAACAUGUAAAUUGGAACAUUUCACAUGUGACAAUGCGUUUUCACAAUAUGUGAAAUUGUGUGUGAAAUUUUCUUACGUGUUCAGUGAUUUCUGCGCAGUGCUGUAAUUUUUUACUUGAUAUCCAGGGUGACGCAUGGAUCUGUAUGGAACUGAUGGAAACAUCGCUGGAUAUAUUAUAUAAAUUAGUCUAUGGCAAAUUAGGACAAGCAAUCCCAGAAGAUAUUCUAGGAGUUGUAGCAUUAGCAGUGAGUAUAUUAUUCCCCAUCUUGAAUGGUUUGUGCCAGUUACCAAUAAUACCUGAGAACUUCUCCUUGUAUUUUUCAGGUAGUUGUAUCCCUAUCAAUCCAAAACUUUCUUAUAUUUCCCCACAUUCACCCACUGAGCAGAGCUUGAAAUAAUAUUCAAAGAUUGUCCGGAAAAAAGUCCGAUGAAAAUAAAAUUUGAUCGGAAACUUUCAAAUUUGGUCGGACAUUUUUUCUAUUCAAUUUUGACUCCCAGCGCCCAUGACCCAUUUGUGGUAAAUUAAGUCAAUAAAUAAUACUUUAUGGGCCUUUAUGCCAAACACCACUAGAUAUGGUAUAUACAGUAUAGUUAAAAUGCUUUCUAAAUUUAACGAUUGUGUAUUUUGUGCAAGAUGAUCAGAGACAGCUUAAUGGUUAAUUGGUCAAUUAACCUAUUGGUUAAUAGGUUAAUUCUAUUUGGUUAACCUAUUCUUUCAAGAAAACUGACCGCUAUUUUUUGUCCGGACAAAAUGUCCGAUCAAAGCAGCAUUUGAUUGGACAACACACUUGGUUUUUGUCACUUGCCUUUUUCAAGAAUAAGAAACGAUUAAGGACAAUGCAUUGCAGAUUGUCUUCCUUUAUUAUUUUACUUUGUUUAAUGGUAACGGUUCAACUUCUAUUUUUUUAGGUUGUCAAAGCGCUGGAUUAUUUAAAGUCGAACCUAAAUAUAAUACAUAGAGGUAGGCUGUGAUAAAUGCAAUUUUUCUUUUCGAAUUUUUCAUCCAAUGUUCAUCUAAACUUAACCAAAAUUAAAUCAAUUUCUCCUUGGGCAGUUCCCAUUUGUACGUCUCACAAAUUGUCGUAUUAAUACGUUUGAUAUUUCUUAAUAUGGGGUGAGGAAUUCGGCUUCCACGAAUGUUUUUUCGGCCGUCUGUUUGUGCUGGAUUUUGGUCAGCUCCUAAUUUGAAUCAUUUUCAAUAGACCUGAUGCAUAAUGACGUAACAAGGCUUGAUGCCCGCGGGGAAUGCUGGUCUUAGUAGUCAUCGCCCGGGAAAAUUUCCAUAGUGCACAUUUUGAAUUGUUUAAUUUUUGAUGACUACUAAGACCAGUAUUCCUCGCGGGCAUCAAGCCUUGUGACGUCAUUAUGCAUAACGUCUAUUUCCAUUCCCACAGACGUGAAACCUUCUAAUAUAUUGCUUGAUCUGAGUGGAAAUAUCAAGUUGUGUGAUUUUGGAAUCAGUGGACAUUUGGUGGACUCCAUUGCGAAAACUAGAGAUGCCGGGUGCAAACCUUAUAUGGCUGUGAGUAUAAAUCAACUUUCGCUCUAUCACUUCAAAACUGUUCAGUAUCCCUAAAAGCUUCAGAAACUGUUAUCCCUUAUUGAUCCAGUGUUGCUAAAAGGGUUCCAGGUUCGAAGGUGCGCACCCAUAGAAAUAUUAGUGCCUACGGUAUACCGUAUUUACAAACAGCAUUGACACUCAAGGGAAGCUCAGCUUGAACUUCCACUCUUUGAAUGUGAGCGUGAGUGAGCUUUUAGAAUACAGGCAUAAGACUCCCUCAUGCACUACCCCAUAGAAAACCUACACCCCUCCUUGCAAAUGAGGCUAGAUCUGCCUCUAGAUUCGGUUCCUGCCAGAGGACCUAUAGUUGCAUUUUUCACAACUGUUCCUGGUUAGGUCUAAUAAAUGUAUAAAAUUUACACUCGAAAUUACCAUCUAUAAAAACCCUUCAAAAUCCUGACAUUUAAUUGGCCUGACAAACCUGGUAAGGAUUUCCGUCCAAUUUACAGUGCUUGCAUUUAUUGCCUUUUAGCCUGAAAGAAUCGACCCAGACUCGUUAAGAAAUGGAUACGAUGUUAGAUCUGAUGUCUGGAGUUUCGGUUUGACUAUGGUAAAGUUAAUUGGAAAUCUGAAUUAUUCUGAAAACGUCAGAAUUGUUCUGAAAUCUUCAGUAUUAUUCUGAAAUCUUCAGAAUUAUUCUGAAAUGAUAAAGCUACUAGUAGGCGGCUGUGGGCAGCGAUCUAGGGAGUCGUAGACAUAAGUGUAUAUUGAUCAGAUAGCAACACAAAUGAGCUCUAUAACCAAAUUAUAAUGCAUCACUACUUUCAUUCUUCAACAAGAUAUAACUUCAAGACUUAAGAUGGCAAUUAACUAAAUCAGUUUUAAGAAAUAGUGCGUCGUUUUCGAAAAUAAACCAGGCCAAAAAGUAGAGCAGGUUGAGGAAAUAUAACUUUGUUUGAAAGAGUGGAGUUAAGAGUGGAGGAAGGAGAGCAGAAUUGAUAUUACACUAUGUUCUAUUUUUUAGAUUGAACUCGCAACUGGCAAGUUUCCCUAUCCGAAAUGGACGUCUGUAUUUGACCAACUCACUGCUGUUGUGAUGGGCAACCCACCUCAGUUAUCCAAUGACGAUCCCUCGAGGAACCCUUUUACCCCCGAGUUCAUGGAUUUUGUGAACACUUGGUAGGAUUUUUCUAAUAGUAAUGAACCCUUAGGAAACGCAUGAUAUAGUUAUGGACAUAAUCUUAGGCUUGCACCGCUGAGACUAUUUAUUAAUGGAAGAUAAUUUUACUCGUCAAGGAAACCAGCACUUGUCGUAUUGUGGUCGGUUGAAUCCUUGGUCGGACCUUUACUCAAGGUCUUAAAAUAAUUGAGGAGGAAGUGCUACCAGCACAUUGACAUCAGUAAAUGGUUAGACUUUCGCAUCUUCUUGGAUAUUAGUUACGUUUCAAUCGUAGGUACUUCGGAUCUCCUAUAUCAUUUGGGAAACAGUCUUUUGGGAUUAGACUGAAUCUGCACCGAACGUGCUGAGGUCUUUAGAAUGGGUUUUAAAGCAUUGCUUUCGUAGUGCUUACAUAGUUUGUUUUUUGUUGUAUUUUAAUUUAGUGUAACUAAAGAUGUCUCAAAGAGGCCCAAGUACAAACGACUGUUGGUAGGUUACCAUGUAGUAUAUUUCCUGGAACUUAUAUGUAGGUGGUGAUAUCUAAAUACUGUUACAAUAUCGUUUCUAGGAAUUUCCAUUUCUCCAAAGAUAUGAACAGGAAGAAGUAGAAGUGGACGUUUGCAGCUGGGUUAAGCAAAUUUUGAAUGAUAGACCACGAGAAAUAUAUGAAAGUCAUUUCUAGACUCAGCCGUUGAAUUAGAACGAAUCAAAAAUAUUUAUAAACAUUAUAAUUGCCUUGUUAAUAUUUACUAGAUCUUAUAUGUAAAUUUAAUUAAAAUUGCGUGUAUAUAUGUUAUAUUUAAGUUGUACAGCAAAAUAUCAAGAUGAAUAAUUGUCUUGCAUAUAUGAUGUUAAAUCACAUAUAGUUACUGAACUAAACUAAACUUCGUUUAUACUGGAUAGCUCUAUCAGUUCUAAGAGACGCAUUCGUCCUAGAGGUCCAGUAAGAGCCGUCUUUUGUUGAUACAGUUUGAACCUAAACUUUACAGUGUUCUGCCUAAACUGAG